CUCCCCACCAUUUUCUUCUCCACUUCUCUCUCUUUCUUCUGUUUCACGAAUGAAACCUCAUCGGAACCUAGAUUCCAUGGAGAAUCUCCUCUGCGACGAAUCUUGGCUCUCUCCCUCUCAAGCCCUAGAAUCUUGCGGAAUCUUCCACCACAGCUCUUGUGACAACACUGAAGCCAUCUCUGUGGAUUUGGAGAGAGAACUCUCUUACACUCCCCGAGAUAAGUACGUGGAGCUUCUCGUCUCGAGGGACUUGACCCACGCAAGACACCGAGCGGUUCAAUGGCUCGUCGAGUCUCGGAUCAGAUUGAAUCUAUCAUUCGGAACUGUGUUUUCCGCUGCGAAUUGCCUUGACCGGUUCAUCUCUGUCAGUAGCUGCAAUCAGGAGUGGAAGUACUGGAUGGUGGAGUUGCUCUCCGUGGCAUGUUUAUCAACAGCGUCUAAAUUCAAUGAAGUUUCUUGCCCUACACUGCAAGAAAUCCAGAUGGAAGGCUUAGAUCACAAUUUCCGCAACGGCACGAUCCUUCAGAUGGAGAUGAUACUACUAAACGCUCUUGAAUGGCAUGUCGGCACCAUCACAGCCCAUUCUUUCUCCUUGAUGAUCAUAUCCGAUAUCGAAUUCUCGAACCAUUUUCUGGGCGAUGAGAUAAAAACCCGAGUCGCGGGUCAUCUGCUCGAAGAUUUAUCAGAUUUUAAGAUGCAAGAGUACCCUCCAAGCGUUGUUGGCUUGUCCGCCGUAUGGAAUGUUCUAGAAGAACUUUCUCUGUUGCCGUACUCUCCAUCAGUAGUUGAGAGUCUUGAACGGAUCAUGAAUCUCUUUGGUGAAGAACGUAAGGAGAAGGUUACAAAAUGCAUAACAAAGGUGAAAUCUCGGCAGAUGGAGCAGUCGUUGUCCGGAAAUAGAACAGCUUCUGGUCUUGAAAGCCCAGUAACUGUGUUGCCGAGGGAUCAAAAGAACAUUGAUGGGGCUAUAUCAGAUGGCCUUUUUGUAGAUCUCUCGAUGUUUCAGUAUGAAAGUGGGUGGAAGAAAAAGAGAGACAGAGAGUGUUACGAAAGCGGAACAUGUCCGAUCGAGAAAAAACGGUCUGACGAAGCUCUAUCCACCCUCGGGGAAUCAACGUGUUGAAAUGCGAUUUGAAG
Molecule: messenger RNA, 1137 nt
Organism: Tarenaya hassleriana
Lineage: Eukaryota; Viridiplantae; Streptophyta; Magnoliopsida; Brassicales; Cleomaceae
Product: putative cyclin-D7-1
Exons: 8
Coding region: 50-1123 (357 amino acids)
Biological process (GO): regulation of cyclin-dependent protein serine/threonine kinase activity; mitotic cell cycle phase transition
Cellular component (GO): cyclin-dependent protein kinase holoenzyme complex; nucleus; cytoplasm
Molecular function (GO): cyclin-dependent protein serine/threonine kinase regulator activity
Source: RefSeq, a predicted model, not a curated record